AUGAAAGCCGUUAUUCUCUUCGCUCUUGCUGCCGUGGCUAUGGCCCGCGCACCCGGACAGAGACUGCCACGAUAUUAUGACGACAGUAAGAUAGUUGACGGCACCGUGGUGGUUGCCGGGGAGGUCGGAUGGCAGGUAAUCCUGUACAGAUCAGGCUCAUUCACCUGUGGUGGCAGUCUGAUCAGCAACAGACAUGUACUGACUGCCGCUCACUGUGUGCAUCCAUACCAGAAUAACCCGGAAUAUUUCUCCGUUCGCAUGGGAACACUGGAGCAGAGCAGUGGCGGAAUAACGAGAAAAGCAAAUCGAAUCCUGAGGCACGAGACAUACAGCUCCAGCGCCAUCUACGAUGAUGUUGCGGUCAUCGAGCUUGAUAAGCCAGUAGUGUUCACUAGCAACGUUCAUCCCAUCGCCUUGGCUAGCAACGAUGACGAGAAGUACGUAGACUGGCAGGCUACUACAUCUGGAUUCGGACGCAUUAGCGGGAAUGGACCCACAUCCUCCGUCCUCUUGAAGGCUGAUCAAGUGAUCGUCUCUGGUGAGGCCUGCCAAGCCUAUUACGGAUCCUUUGUCCAGCCAGCGGGAAUGAUCUGCUCCGGACAGGGAAAGCAGACAGUAUGCAGUGGUGACAGCGGCGGCCCACUGUGGGUGAUGCAGAACUAUGAGCCAGCCCUGGUAGGAGUCACAUCCUGGUCGGUCAAUGGCUGCCAGAUUGCCGGCUAUCCUGACGGAUUCGCCCGCGUCACCUACUACUACCCAUGGAUCAUGAAGGCCGUCGCCACGCUGUCCUAAGUCCUAAUAGGUUAACACGUCGUCGCGUCUGACGUCAUCGGCGCUUCGUGUCUAGCAAUUAUGACGGUGACCCCACCGUCUCGGUAUCAUGCCUGUAUCGGAUUCUGAUUCAAUGAAGCAAUGAAGCAAUGAUUAAAAUACCCUGGUUUAUAUCCAUAUACAUUAAUGUGAUUAUGGUAGUCGAUGUUUUUGGAAUUAAUGCGAAUAUGACAUAAAAAUAAAUCCGCUUU
Molecule: messenger RNA, 1022 nt
Organism: Priapulus caudatus
Lineage: Eukaryota; Metazoa; Priapulida; Priapulimorpha; Priapulimorphida; Priapulidae
Product: trypsin-4-like
Exons: 7
Coding region: 1-792 (263 amino acids)
Biological process (GO): proteolysis
Molecular function (GO): serine-type endopeptidase activity
Source: RefSeq, a predicted model, not a curated record